Molecule: messenger RNA, 1260 nt
Organism: Eurytemora carolleeae
Lineage: Eukaryota; Metazoa; Arthropoda; Copepoda; Calanoida; Temoridae
Product: putative GPI-anchor transamidase
Exons: 2
Coding region: 5-1090 (361 amino acids)
Biological process (GO): protein localization to cell surface; proteolysis; attachment of GPI anchor to protein
Cellular component (GO): GPI-anchor transamidase complex
Molecular function (GO): GPI-anchor transamidase activity
Source: RefSeq, a predicted model, not a curated record
AUUAAUGCUGUCAUAUAUUACAGAAAACAUGAUUUUCAAGACAGCUCAAGCUAACUUCUUUCUACUUGCAGUACACGUCCUACUAUUUGCAGUACACUGCGUGAACGCAACAGAACUGCAAAUCCCUCAAAAGUUCAGUGAAUCCGUUCACACUAACAACUGGGCGGUAUUAGUCGAUACGUCCAGGUUCUGGUUCAAUUAUCGACAUGUCGCUAACGUACUGUCGGUGUAUAGAAGUGUGAAACGCCUUGGUAUUCCCGACAGUCAAAUUAUUCUCAUGAUCGCGGAUGAUAUGGCGUGUAAUCCACGAAAUCCUCGUCCCGCUACUGUCUUCAACAAUGCCAAUCAAAACAUUGAAGUUUACGGAAAUGACGUGGAAGUAGACUAUCGCGGGUAUGAAGUGACGGUGGAGAAUUUCGUCCGUCUUUUGACCGGAAGAUUGCCUGAGAACACACCAAGAUCAAAACGUCUGCUAACCGACGAAGGAUCUAACAUACUAGUUUAUAUGACCGGUCACGGUGGUGAUGGAUUUCUAAAAUUCCAAGAUUCUGAAGAAAUCACAAAUAUCGAGUUGGCUGACGCUUUCCAGCAGAUGUGGACGAAACGGCGGUAUAACGAAAUAUUCUUUAUGAUUGAUACCUGUCAGGCCGCCUCUAUGUUUUUAAAGUUUUACAGUCCUGGAAUAUUAUCUGUAGCAAGCAGUCUAGUGGGAGAGGAUUCUUUAUCUCAUCAUGUAGAUCCUAGCAUAGGAGUUUAUAUCAUUGAUCGAUAUACUUACUACGCGCUUGAGUUUCUUGAGCGCGUUCAACCCAACUCUCAGCGCACUAUGGGGGAGUUUAUGGAGGUGUGCCCGAAGCGCGUAUGUAUCUCUACAGUUGGCCGCCGAACCGACCUGUUCGGCCGAGAUCCGUACAAGGUCCGAAUCACGGAUUUUUUCGGAUCGGUCAGACCAGUGGAUUUAUCAAAUAAUCCAGCCAAUAUGAAUGCAUCUUUAGAAUUACCCGAGGAAGCGACGAAGAAAUCCGCAAAAAGUGACAAAUUCUAUUUCGACGAUUUGUUCCCAGUGGACAGCCUGGUAAAACAGAAGUGAUUCUGUAUUCUUCAAUAAGCUUAGAUGCAGUUAGAGUUAAUGUUGUUCAUUCAGAAGAGAAAUCAAUUAAUCAACAAUUUGGUUUGACAUUCUUAUUUAAAAAGAAGUGCAUUUAUUGAUAAUUUUUAUUAUUAUUAUCAAAAUUCUCAAAUCUUAAGGCUUUUUAUUAU